This is a messenger RNA of Miscanthus lutarioriparius, 762 nucleotides long. The record is from the annotation of a GenBank genome assembly. NCBI's taxonomy places the organism in Eukaryota, Viridiplantae, Streptophyta, Magnoliopsida, Poales, Poaceae.
AUGGCUCGGAGGCCAGUCCAUGGCUUGGCGUCUCUUCUUGUCCUCCUCUUGUGCCAUGAGGGAGGAAGCGAACUGCAGGGAGCAGCCGAGGACGCGGCCGGCGUCGUGACAAAAAGGCUGGAGCGCGACGUGACGUCGCCCCUGGCCACGGUCCCGGUGGUGAACCCGACGGCGACGCCCGUGGAGAUGCCCACCGCGACGCCGGCGGCGCCGUCGCUGGCCACUGGCGCUGGUGGCGGGAGCUGGUGCGUGGCGAGCCCCAGCGCGAGCGCGACGGCGCUGCAGGUGGCGCUGGACUACGCGUGCGGGCAGGGCGGCGCCGACUGCUCCGUCAUCCAGCAGGGCGGGAGCUGCUUCAGCCCGGACACCGUUCGCGACCACGCGUCCUACGCCUUCAACAGCUACUACCAGAAGAACCCCGUGCAGACCAGCUGCGACUUCGCCGGCACCGCCGUCCUCACCACCGCCAACCCAAGUACUUCAACGUGUCUGUAUCCAGCAACGAGCACCGGUGGUUCGGUCCUGAACACGUCGACUCCGCUGACGCCAACGUACGGGUCUCCCCCCGGGUACGGGAGCUCUCCACCGGCCGGAUACGGCAACUCCCCUCCUCUGUACGGGAACAUGUCGCCGCCGGACUACGGCGACAACAUCAGCGCCGCCGUGAGGGCACUGCCCGGGCGCAGGGCGACGACGGCCGUCGUGUCUUUGGCGACAACGUGCCUCCUGACCGCAGCACUGUCACUGACGGUGAGCGGCUGA